AUGUCGGGUCGGCCGGGGAAACCGGCGAUUGCGCUGGCCGUCGCGGCCUUCGCCUGCGCGACCGGUUGGACGGCGGCCCGCCUGUCGCCGGUGGCCGUCGCGCCGGACUCGUACCGCGCCCGGGACAACGAUGUUCUGCUCGCGUGCCGCGCGAUCGUGCGCGACGUGCAACCGUUCGUGUUCGUGGUGCUCGUGCUGCACCCGGUCGACCCGCCGCCGGACCGGCUCAUGGCGCUCGUGCAUCGGGUGGUCGGCACCGCGGUACUGUCGGCGGACACCGGCGCCGCGGCCCGGAUGGACGGCCAGGUGGCUCUGAUCGUGGCCGGUAGCGCGGGCGCCGUGGCCGCGCUCAUCGACGCCGGCCAGUCGACCGCCGUCUGGGAUCCGAUGUCGCACUACAUCUGGCUGGUUCCGGCCGCCAGCCGCUCGGCCGUCCGGUCGUUGUUCCGCAACGCGUGGCGCCGCCGCUCCGUGGUCAACGUGGUGCUCGUGACCGACUCGGUCGCGUACACGUACAACCCGUUCAACGACACGCUCGCCGCUCGGCCCGUGGACGCGGACGCGCUGCGCGACGAGCACCGGCACAAGAUGGACGACCUGCACGGGCACCCGGUGCGCGUGUGCAUGUUUCCCACACCGAACGCGGUCAGACAGCCGGACGGCACGUACGCGGGCACCGACGGCCUGGUCGCGUCCACGCUGUCCAAGCACAUGAACUUCACGCCCAUCUACAACGAGCCCACCGACGGCCGGAAUUACGGGUGGGCCGAGAACAUUUCCGAAGUCGAGUUCAGGUACACCGGCCUGCUGGGCGAUCUGGUCCACAACAGAGCGGACCUGACGUUCAACACCGUUUUCCUCAAUAAAUACCAUCACAACAACACGCUCCGGUACACGGUUCCGGUUCUGUUCGACGAACUGUGCUUCGUCGCACCGAUAGCGCAGCAAAUGAGCCAGUGGCGAGCCGUGUUCACCGCGUUCGACGUCCGGCUCUGGUAUUGUUUAGCCGCCACGUUCGUCGUGGCCCUUGGCACCUGGACGCUGAUCAAGCGCACCACCGACAGGCCGUUGAACAUCGACACGCUGGCUCUGCAACUGUUCCAGAUGUUCCUGAUGGUGCCGCUGAACCGGUUGCCGAAUAACGUGCCCGAGCGAUUGAUGAUCGUGUCCACCGUGCUGUUCGGGUUCAUCACGGCCACCAGUCUGCAGGCGGUCAUGGUCAAGUAUUUAAGCUAUCCCAAGUACGAACGUAACAUGGCCACCCCGCAGGACGUGUACGACAGUGGAAUGCCUAUAAUAGUUGCGUCCAACAAUCUCAUAAUGAUGUUCGGCUCGGACGAAGAAUCUCUGUUCGUCAAACUGUCUGAUCGGUUCAGCAUAAGCAAAUCCAUAGACAUUCUAAUGGAAGUGGCACAGAAAAGGUCGUCCAUCGCGAUGGGAAGGAAAAACGAUCUGGUCACAAUAAUCCCGAGCACGUACGUCAGCGACAACAGAGUACUGCUGCACAUAGUGGACGCCUGUCCGCGGACGUUCCACUUCGUCUACCUGGUGCGCCGGGAUCUGCCGUUCAUGGACGCCAUCAACCGCAUCAUUACCACGUUCGUGGAGACCGGUAUCGUGAACCACUGGUUCACACACGGCCAACUGUAUCGGCCGAUAUCCGACCACCACCAUCCGAAAGAAUCGCACCAGGUGUUCACCAUGAAGAACGUGGUCAUCGCGUUCCUGUUCCUCAUGGCCGGAUUGACCAUCAGCGGUGUCGUUUUCGUCGCCGAGCUCGUCUACCACCACAGGAUCACCGGGCCGAUAGCAGCGCCGCCCAGCAUCCGGUAUCCGAGAGGACCUUUGACCGUCAAGUGGUUUUGAACGCACAUGCCACAUUGCCGCUGCAACACUGCAACAUAUUAAUAACGUGCACAUGAACAUCACCUCAUUUUCGCCCCGUAGUACGUGCACAGCGACCCGCUGUGGUCGGACACCAAUCGAUUGUAAAUAACGAUUUUGUAGGCAAUCGUUGAGUUAGUUUUAGAACUAGAAGUACAGUUUUUUUUUAACUCGUAGAUCAACAGUAAACCGGAAAAGUAAAUACGAGCGCGGCUUUGGAAUUUUGAUUUUCAACGUUCACCACCGAAAACCAUACAGGGUGCAUCGUACAAAGUCGUUGUGUGCUGUCAGCGAUCCCCUGUACGAGUUAUGUUACUUCGAUAAUGAUAAAAAAUAAAACUCCGAAACCAAACUUUCAAUCGAUGUCCAAUGUUGAGCAAUUUUUCCGACCAACCGAGUUCCGGGUGUUGAGUUUUUGAACUUAUUAUAAUGAUAGGACACCGCUGUUUGCACGUAGAGAACACCUUGAGAAGAUUUACAUAAAACAACAGCGUUUUGUACCGAAAAAAUAAUCGAAAGUGACGUUCAAAAGUAAAAUUAACUAUGUAACUCGUAUAUAUUUUAUCGCAUUAUAAAAAUAAUUUAACAGUUUGUUUAAUAUAGCUAAAAAAAAAAAAUUAGCACAAAAAAAUAAAAACGUGGAAAAUCACCAAUUCGACAGCACAAACGACCAAUUAUUUGUAUUCUAAAGCAAUAUAUUUUGUAGUGUACAAACAAAAACGUAUAAGAGAAAUGAAAUUAUUGUUUUUUAUUUUAUAGUAUAGGAGUUAUAUAUAUAUAUAUUACAAAAUAUAGUAAC
Molecule: messenger RNA, 2683 nt
Organism: Sipha flava (yellow sugarcane aphid)
Lineage: Eukaryota; Metazoa; Arthropoda; Insecta; Hemiptera; Aphididae
Exons: 3
Coding region: 1-1866 (621 amino acids)
Source: RefSeq, a predicted model, not a curated record